AUGAACAAACCAGAACCAGAACCUCAUGUUAUCCAGUUGCCAUCAAAGAAUUUCAAAUCAAAAAGAGUACAACUCGCAGAUCAAGCAACGGAAGAAAGAAAAAGUGAUAUCCGACAAUCAAAGAAAUCUUUUAACCGUAAAUGGAGACAAAGGAAAAACGAUAAUUGGAAAAAAUCUAAAGUUACAAAUGAUGAAUUAGAAAAAAAAUAUAUGAAUGGUAGUGCUCAAAAAAGAAUUUCAUUACCAUCAAAUUCUUAUCCAAAUCGAUGGUAUUCAAAACAAAUCGAAGAAGCUGGUAUAAUUGCUACAGCUGCUAAAAGGCCAGGUGAAGAUCGAGGUCAAUUUCAACGAUCAUUUGAUACUUUUAUGUUUGGAAGUCGUUCAGUUCUUCAAGAUCCACCAAUUAUUAAAUCUGGAGAUUAUAGAUUAAAAUAUAAGUCUGUUCAAGAACUGAUUGAUUCCGCUGCUGUGUCUGAUAAAAUUUAUAAAUAUCCUGUGAAUGACAUGACUGGUACAUACCAACGAUCAAUGACAAGUGCUAAACUUGGUGCUAGUACAACCUCAUCAAGGUUUCCAUUGGAAAGACGUCGUAUUUCUUCCAUGAUUCCAGUUUUACCUAACGAGAAGAGCCAAAAUCAUUUCAUAAAACCUUCAUCCUCCAUACCUGAAUCAUAUGAACAUUCUUUGAUUAAUGAUGAUGUCUUUGGUAAAAAAAGAUCUGUUGAUAGUGACAACAAUUAUUUACCACCUUCUUCGUCGUUGUCGGAAGAUGAAGAACAGUUUCACAUCCCAAAAAGGGCUCGUAAUGAAUCUGCUAAUCAAACGGAAUCAAGGAACCGCGUUGCAGGACCAAUCAGUCGUCUUCCUCCUCUGCCACCUUCGCAAGUGAAAGCUUUAGUAUCAAAUUCGGUGGACAUCUCUAAUGAACCGCAGAUAUUGGAUAACAUUAUGGCGCAGUAUCGCAGUAAACGCGAAAAACUUCUGAAAGAUGAAUCAAAAAUUACCGAGGAACAAUGGUCAAAUAAGAUAGCACUACUUGAUUUACCCAAAGCAUUUAUCACAAGCACGUUGCAAGCUCUUCAAGAAAAGAAAUGUUCACGAAAAGUAGGAGUCAUUAUAGGACAGAUUAGUAAAGUUCAUUCAACCAAGCAAGUUCUUACUUUAAGAGAUUAUACAGGCGAAAUCAAGGCUUUAGUUCAAGAUAAAGUUAUCAGAGCAUAUGAUUCAAUGCUAUCUAGAGAGACGAUCCUCGUUCUAACAAAUAUUACAUUCCAAUAUACUGAAGGGUUACCACCAUUUAUCACAAUUACACUGAAUAACAUUUAUACGCUAUACGUGGAUGAACACAAUAAAAUUCCUGGAUACGGGACGAAUAUUCAUCGUAAUUAA
Funneliformis mosseae is the source of this 1389-nucleotide messenger RNA. The record is from the annotation of a GenBank genome assembly. NCBI's taxonomy places the organism in Eukaryota, Fungi, Glomeromycota, Glomeromycetes, Glomerales, Glomeraceae.